UAUAUCUCCACUUGGUAGUGAAUUGCUGAUUAAAACAUGAAUACAUGAUUCCACCUUUGAUUUUCUAUUUUCCGAAACUCAAUUUUCAAGCGAUCUCAACGCUUUGAAGUGACUGUAGGAAUGCCUCUGUAGCCUCUCUCUUUUCACAUCUCCUUUAGUCUUUUAUAAAGCCUUCUGUUAUAUAUAUUCAUAUCAAAAAGAAAAAAGAAAAAAGAAAAAAAAAUACCUUCUUUUGGAUCAGAUGAUCAGGACUUCUAUGGUUGGCUGUUGUCUUCGGCUUGGUUAAGGAUUAAUUACAACAUGUGAUACAUUCUGGUUGAAGUGGAGCAUAAAGAUGUAGCAAACCAAGAUCAUCAAGAUAAAGGAUGAAAUAGAAGCAUGUCGAUCCCCUUUGUACCUGACUUUUUGCAAGAACGUGCAUUCGAUGCAGUAUCUACUUUCUUAACAAGGCAACUAGGCUACGUGUGGGAUUACGAGAAAAGAUUCGUCGAUGUAAGCAAAGAAGUCGAGGCUCUCAAGAAUGACAGAGAUGGGGUGCGUGAUAAAGCCGAAGAAGAUGAAGGACGAUAUGGAAGAGCAAUAUAUGAUAAUGUUGAAGAAUGGUUGGGUCGUGUGGAUGCAAUUGUUGCUGAAUAUGAAAAAUUCAAACAAGAACAUGAUGAUAAUGGAGAGUAUGCACUUGCUUUUCCAUUUCAAAAUCUAGACAUAAGAUAUCAUCGCAGCAAAAAAGCAGUAGAUAUCAAAGAAAGGGUUGAAGGAUUGCAAAAUGAGAAGCAUGAUAGUAUAUCUCGGUGGCAGGGCCCACCUUCUUCAAUGGGUUAUGCGCUUCCUUCUGUUGAAUAUGAAGACCUUGAUUCAAGAAAACAAAAUAUGGAAGAUGUUAAAAAAGCCUUGGAAGAUUCGAGUGCUACAAUGGUUGGUGUUCACGGCCUAGCUGGUAUGGGAAAGACUACUUUGAUCAUAAAAGCUAUUAACACACUUCAAAGUCGAGAACCUAAGUUAUUUGAUAUGGUGAUUAUGGCAAAUGUGGGCAAAAAUCCAGACAUCAGAAAAAUUCAAGGGCAGAUUGCUGACAUGCUCGGGAUGACAUUGCAAGAGGAGAGUGAGUAUGCGAGGGCAAUUCGCAUAAGAGAGAAAUUGAAGAAAGGAAAAAACACCCUUAUUAUCCUAGAUGAUAUGUAUGCAAAAGUGGACUUGGAUAUGUUGGGAAUUUUAUCAGAGAGUGGCGAUGAGAAAAAGAAGAAUCUCAUUCUCAAAGAAGGAAUAAAAUCUUCCAAUCCUUCUGGGUCAGCUCAAACUAAGGUAGAAACAAAGAAUGUUGCUAGUGCUGGACAAAAUUUGACAAGACAAAAAUCGAGAAUAGAUGGUGCUGGACAAAAUUUGACAAGACAAAAAUCAGAUAUAGAUGCUAACAGGACGAGAACAGAGAAAAAAGUUGAGGACAUUUCUAGUGGUUCUAGUAAAGUAGGGAAAGCAGCACAGGAGCAUCACAAAGGGUGCAAGGUUUUGCUAAUUACUGAGGCAAAACGAGUGUUGAGCCAAAUGGAUGUGAAGGCGAAUUUAAUUAUCUCUAUGGAUAUCAUAAACUCUGAUGACGCUAAGAAAUUGUUCAAAAAAAAGGUAGGAAUAACAGAAGACAAAAACUCAGAUCUUGAACCGCUAGCCAUUGACAUUGCCAAGAAGUGUCAUGGAUUGCCCAUGUCAAUAGUUACAACUGCGAAGGCAUUGAAAAAUCAAAGCCGCGCAGUUUGGGAGGAGACCCUUAAAACACUUGAAAGGCAAAAACUUACAGGAACCCCGGAGUAUUCUACAAAGUUGAGUUAUCAACUUUUAGAAAAUGAGGAGCUCAAGCAUAUCUUCUUGCUUUGUGCUUGUAUGGGUCAAGAUGCAUUUGUUUCAGACUUAGUGAGACUAUGCAUUGGUUUGGGUUUUCUUGAAGGCGUCUACACAGUAAGAGAAGCCAGAGAUAAAGUGCAAAUGUUGCUCAUGCAUUUAAAAGAGUCAGGUUUGUUGUCUAACAGUUAUUCAAAUGAUCGUUUCACGAUGCAAAACCUUGUUCGCAAUGCAGCUUUAUUAAUAGCAUUGGAGGAAAAAGAUGUGUUCGUAUUGACAAAAAGAAAGCUAGAUGAAUGGCCUGAUGAUGAUAAACUUAAAAGGUACACUAGCAUUUUCUUGCAUCAUUGUGAUGUCAACGCCGAAGAGUUUCCUCAAAGUGUAAAAUGUCCUAAACUCAAAGUCUUUCACUUCCACAAUAACCAUCAACACUUCAAAAUACCAAAAGACUUUUUCCAAGAAAUGAAAGAACUUAGAGUGUUGGUUCUGAUUGGCAUUGAUCUCUCUGCACUGUCUUCAUCAAUGGAAUGCCUAACAAAACUCCGAAAGCUUUGUUUGGAGCAAUGCAUUAACCUAGAUGAGGAAUUGUGCAUCAAUAUUGGCAAGUUGAUGAAGAAUCUAAGAAUUCUAAGCUUUUCUGGAUCUGAUAUUAAAAGCUUGCCUAUUGAAUUGAAGCAUUUAUCAAAGCUACAAAUUCUUGACUUAAGUAAUUGCUCGGAGCUAAAAAAAAUUCCUCCACUUCUAAUAUCAAGCCUCACUAGUUUGGAGGAGCUGUACAUGAGAAACACUUCGGUUGAAUGGAGAAUUGAUAACAGACAGAACAACAAAAACAAAAAUGCCAGUCUUUCAGAGUUGGGACAUCUAAAUCAAAUAACAAAUGUUGACUUACAAAUCCCAAGUGUUGCCCAUUUGCCAAAAAACUUAUUCUUUGAUAAGCUGUACAGCUACAAAAUUGUGAUCGGCUCGUCGAGCACACAUUUGGAGCCAGAUUUCAAGAUGCCAGAGAAGUACGAACUGCUGAGGUAUUUGGCAAUACAGGAGAAAGGCGGUGCCUUUGACAUUCAUUCUCAGAAAGGGAUCAAAAUGUUGUUCGAAAGAGUUGAGAAUUUGUUGCUUGAAGAACUCAACGGUGUCCAAGACAUCUUUUAUGCACUGAAUUUGAAAGGAUUUCCAUGUCUGAAGACUUUGUCCAUUGCAAGUAGUUCUGGCAUUCGAUCUCUGAUUAAGCCGCAGGAGAGGAAGCAUUCAGAGAAUGCUUUUCCAAAACUGGAGACGUUGCACCUCUAUAAGCUUAAUAACAUGGAGCAAUUAUCCUUUUGUGAGUCACUUUCACCAUCCUCAUUUCGUAAACUAAAAGUAGUCAAGAUUAAGCUCUGUGGUCUCUUAAAGAACGUCUUCCUAAUUUCUAUGGUCAAGCAUCUGGUUGUUCUUGAAACAAUUGAAGUUUCAGAGUGUAACUCUCUAAAGGAGAUUGUCUGUGUGGAAAAGAACGCAUCUGAGAACCUUGUGUUUCAAGAAUUGCGCACUUUGACUUUAAAAUCAUUACCUGAGUUCCAUGGAUUCUAUCGGAUUUCAUCUACAGCGCAACAAAAGAUAUUAUUCGACGAAAAAGUUGGAUUUUCAAAAUUAGAGAGAUUGGAGUUGUCCUCCAUCCAAAUCCACCAAAUAUGGAAGGGUCAAAAUCCUCCUUUUGCAAAAUUAGUACACUUGGAGGUGAAUGGAUGUGGGAAUUUAGAAAAUUUGUUGUCAUUAUCUAUGGCAAGAAAUAUGCUGAAUCUCCAAAGCAUUUCUGUCAGCGAAUGUGACAAGAUGAGAUAUAUAUUUUUCAAAGAGCAAGGCAGCAGUGAUACUAAAAAAAAGCAGGUUACCAUCUUUCCAAAUUUGAAGAAUAUUAAAGUUAGUAGCAUGAAGACUUUGAGUGGGAUAUGUAAUGGUUUUGAAUUCCCCAUAGAUUCCUUUGUCAAGUUGGAGACCCUAGUCAUUGAUGAGUGUGAUAAAUUGGGCUAUGUUUUCACUUCUCAUGUGGGAAUAUUUCAGCACGUAAGCAACUUAAGGGUUACUAAUUGCAAGUCAAUCAAAGCUAUAUUUGACCCAGCUUGGGAAAAUAAGCCAGCAUCUUCUAAGGAUGCAACAACCAACUUGCAAGAUGUUCAUUUAGAAUCACUUCCAAAAUUAGAGCAUGUGUUCAAGUUCAACAGGAAGAAAAACCAGCUUGAUGGGAUUCUUAGCUUAAACAAUUUGCGUAAGAUAUGGGUUCAGGAUUGUGAAAGGUUGGAAAACAUAUUUUCAGUUCCUGUCGCCAAAACACUUGAAAAUAAUCUUGAAGACCUUGUGGUGUCGGAUUGCUCUCAAUUGAGGGAAAUUGUUGCCAAGGAAGAAGACUUCGACAGGAAAAUAAGUAGUCUUACCGCAUUUAACUUUCUAAAACUGGCAACCAUCAAAUUUUUAAGACUACCAAAAUUCAAGAGUUUCUAUCCAGGAACUGAAGAAAUAAAAUUUCCAGCACUGAACAACUUGUCUAUUGAAGAAUGUGAAAAAUUGGAACCAUUCAGAGAAGAAAUCAUAGAUACACAAACAAAGCCUAUCCUCUUUCCUGAUAUGGUAAUCAACAAUUUGAAGUCAAUUCAAAUUGAGUCGAGACAUGCAACGUCAUCGACUAACUAUGAUUAUCGAAGGGACAAUCUAGAAGAGCUUCACUUAUCUAAAUUGAAGGAUACUAAAAUUCUAUAUUCUUUCCUUCAUAGCAAUCCUAAUAUGAAGAAUCUAUGGUUGAAUGAUUGUUCUUUUGAAGAACUGGUGCCACUUGAAAGGCUUGCAAAGAUUGAAAGCUUAGGAGUCGUUCCACAGUUAAAAAGCUUGAAGUUAACAGAUCUACCAAAUCUUCGAAGGAUUGGCUUCGAACGAGACCCAAUUCUUCAAAGGAUAGAGUCAUUGGUUUUUCAAAAUUGUUCAAUAUUGAAAACCAUAGCACCUUGUAAUGUAUUUCUCUCACACUUGACAAAGCUUGAAGUGGUUGACUGUGAAAGAUUAGAAUAUUUAAUGUCACCAUCAACUGCUAGAAGCUUGGGUCAACUCAACACCAUGAAGGUAAUUAAUUGUGAAUCUCUUAAGGAAAUUGUGUCGGAGAAAGGACAAGGAAGAAAAGAAGAAGAUAAUAAAGACAACGGUGACAUCAUUUUCAAACAACUGGGAACAAUUGAGCUCGUGUCUCUGAAGCACCUCAAAAGCUUUUGCAGCUCCAAGAAUUGUGCCUUUCAGUUCCCAACAUUAGAGAAAUUUGUGGUGAGUGCUUGUCCCAAAUUGAAAAGUUUCUCCCAACAAGAAGGUAUGAACACGCCAAUGUUGCAAAAGAUCUAUGUUGUUCAUGAAAAAGAGAAGAUGAGAUCGUACUGGACUAACAAUUUACAACAAACGAUACAAUAUCUGUUCAAGAAGAAGAUGUUUUUUGAAGGCAUGGAAGAAGUAAGUGUUUCUGAUCAUCUUGCUCAUCUACAACAACUAUGGCAAAGCAAAGGAGUUGGCCAACAAGAAAAUGUGUUCAAAAAAGGGCUACGGGAAGAAUUGUUUAACAAUUUGAAAACUUUGAAGCUGAGUGGUUGUGAGUUUGAACCAUACGCAAUUCCAUCAAAUGUUCUUUUUACUUUCAAGAACUUAAAAGAAUUGGAAGUGGAUAACUGCGAAAAAAUAACAGGCAUUUUUGAAAUGAAUGAUACUAAGAUGAUGGGAACAUCGUUCCAACUGAAGAAACUAACUUUGGAAGCGCUACCGAAUGUGAAACAUGUGUGGCCACCCAAAAAAAAAGGAAUUCUCAGCUUCAAAAAUCUACAAAUAGUGACUGUCAAUGAGUGUAAGGAUUUGAGAACUCUAUUUCCUAUAGCCUUGGCCAGAGAUCUUAAGACGCUUGAGGAACUUGAUGUUAGAGAUUGUGAUGAGUUAUCCAAUAUCGUUGAAGCAGAAGAAGCUGGAACUGUUGAUGAACAUCUUGUGUUUCCUUGUUUAACUACAUUGGCAUUGUGCUAUUUGCGAAGUCUUACUGACUUCUGCUCUCAGAAGUUCACUCUGGAAUGCCCUGAGUUAAAUUGCUUUGACGUAUAUGAUUGCAAUGAUCAACUGGAGCUAUUUCAGAGUCAUCCAGAAGAAAAUCAAAACAACACUUCAACUACUAAGCAACCACUUUUCAUGAAUACAAAGGAUAUUUCCAAGAUGGAAAAUUUGACUCUGAAUUGGAGACACACUCAAGCAUUAGGUUUAUGGUUGAGAAAAUUUAAGGAUGAAAAUCUUGAGAGUUUGAAUGAACUUUACCUUCUUGAUGAUGAUGGGAAGAGUAACUGUAAUGUGCCGGUUGAAUUAUUUGAGAAGACACCCAACUUGGAAACACUUGAGGUAAGCUAUUACUGUGAUGAAACUCUCAAAAAUAUAUUGCCCUCCCAUGAUGAUGAAGCUAAUAAUAAUAAGGAAAUUCUUGGAAAGUUAAAAGAAUUGUACCUAUUCAAAUUAAGUGAGUUGCAAUCCAUGAGUGGGGUAGAAAACUUGUCGAAGCAGCUGCGUCUAUUAGAUGUUUCUGAUUGUCCAAAAUUGACAACAAUAGUGCUACAAUCUUCCUCCAAUCUGAAAGAACUGCACAUAGAAUCAUGUGAGGCAUUGCUACGUCUAUUCACAUCUUCAACAGCGAGAAUGCUAAUACACCUUGAGGAGUUGGAAGUUGAGAAUUGUGAAUCAUUGGAAGAAAUUGUGGGGGAAGAACAGCAGAAUGCUACGACGGAAGACGACGUUAUUGAAUUUAAGCAGCUAGAGAGGAUAACCCUUCGAUCUUUGGAAAGCCUGGAAUGCUUUUAUUCAGGGAAUGCCACUUUGAAGUUACCUUCUCUCAUUCAACUGGACAUAGUGGAUUGCUCCAAGAUGAAAGUUUUCUCUCAUGGAAAUGUCAGCGUUUCUAGAAGAAUUCAAGUUUCGUACAACUCGAGUGAUGAUUUGUUCUUCCACCAUCAUCUUAAUGCUGCUGCAGUAUGGCAGUUUCUUAGUGAGGAACGUAUAGUUCUUAGUGAUGUUCCUGAUCUACAAGAAAUAUGGGCUGGUAAGGUGCCAAUCCCAGUUAACUGCCCCAGUUGCAAGUUCCAAUACUUAGAGGUGGAUGGGUGUGAUUUUUUAUCUGAUGCAAUAAUUCCAUCUCAUUUACUUCCUCUUUUAACUAAUCUAGAAGAGUUGGUGGUGCGAAAUUGUGAUUCUGUUGAGGCAAUAUUUGAUGUCAGAGUCAAAGAUACUCCAACAUCUGAUUCAAGCACAGUGGUUAUUCCAUUGAAGAAAUUGACUUUGGAGAAAUUGCCAAUUCUGAAGCAUGUUUGGAACAAUGAUCCUAUUAAAGGAGGUCUCAACUUUCCUUAUCUGGAAGAAGUUACUAUUGAUGAAUGUAAGAGAAUAAAGAAUCUGUUUCCAGCUUCAAUUGCCGGAGAUAACCUAAGAGAAUUAGAUGUGGGAAACUGUGAAGAGAUGGAGGAGAUUGUUGCUAAAGAUGCAAAUAAAGAGCUCAUAAAGUUCCACAAGCUAGUCAAGUUAAUGCUGUUUAAUUUACCAAAAUUGAGGAGCGUUAUUAGUUCCAUGAUGCAUAUUCCAGAAGGGUGUGAUAUUUCAUCAAAUGCAUUACUACCAUCUCAUUUACUUUCUUCCCUGAAUGAUUUGAAAGAGUUGCUGGUGAUAGACUGUGAUUCUAUUGAGGCAAUAUUUGAUGUAAAAUAUUCAUCACCAACACAAGAUACAAACAUGAUUGACAUUCCCUUGAAGACAAUAAUUUUGGAAAACCUGCCAACUUUAAGGCAUGUGUGGAACGAGGAUCCUAAAGGUGGUUUCAGGCUUCCGUUGCUAAAUGAAGUCAUUGUGAAGGAAUGUAAAUGCAUAACAAGUUUGUUUCCGGCAUCAGUUUUCAAAAAUAAGGUACGAAAAUUAGAUGUGAGAAACUGUGUGAAGCUAGAGGAAAUUGUUGGAAAAAAUGAAGCCAUAACUGCAGGGAAAGAAAAUGAUGAGGAACUUCUAAUGUUCCCUUGCUUAACCACCUUGACACUUUGGGAAUUGCCUGCUCUAAGGUGCAUUUGGUCUGGGAGGCAAAUUCUAGAUUGGCCCGAGUUAAAAGAGUUGGAUGUUUAUCGUUGUCCAGAGCUGAAGAUGUUUGCAGCUGAUUCAGAAAAUUCUCCAUAUUCAAAAGCAGAGGAUCAAGAUGGCAUUGCAACAAAUGACAGGAAUGACGAUGCCAAUGAAGGUGACAAUGAUGAUGCUAAUGAUGGUGACAAUGAUGAUGAUGAUGAUGAUGAUGAUGAUGAUGAUGAUGAUGAUGAUGAUGAUGAUGAUGAUGAUGAUGACGACGACGAUGGUGAUGGUGACAACAAUGACAACGAUGACAGUGUGGUGUCACCUUCAAAGAUUGUUGCUCCCCGUUUGCAACGACUCUCGCUCAACAAGGAAGACAUCAUAAUGAUUGAGCAAGGACAACUUCAAGUGGACCUCCAAAAAAUCUUAUUCCUCAAAUUGCAUAGUUUCCAUGAUGACUUACAUUCAUUUCCAGAUGAUGUCAUCUCAAAGAUUCAACUAACUGCUAUAGAACAGAUCGCGGUGGUCGAUAGUGGCUUCAAACAGAUAUUCAACUCACAAAGGCCUGAGAAUGACACAGAAAAUUAUACCAAAAUUCUUUCACAGCUUAAAGGCUUGGUUCUUAGGGAUUUAUACAAGCUUGAAUCCAUAGGCUUCGAGCAAACCUGGAUGGCCCCACUUCUUGAAAAUCUUGAAUACUUGAAAAUUUUGGCAUGUAAUUGUUUGAUGAACUUGGCACCAUCCACUGUCUCAUUCUCCAAACUGACUCAGUUGAAUGUAAAGGAUUGUGCAAGAUUGGAAUAUUUGUUUACAUCCUCAACUGCUAACAGUUUUGCUGAACUGAAAAGGAUGUCCAUAUCAAACUGUGAGUUGUUAGAGACAGUAAUGGUUGGAGAUGGAGACAAUGAUAACGAAGAUGUGACGUUCCCCAAGCUCUCAUUUAUUUAUCUUGGCAACUUGCCAAAGCUUGAAAGUUUUUUCAAGGGGAAGCCAAACUUGAAUUUUCCACAGUUGCAUAAAAUUUUCAUAACUGAAUGCAAGGGUAUGCAAACUUUCUAUCAAGGUAAUGUGGUAUCACCCGAGCUACAAGGGGUGAAAGAUACAGAGGGAGAAUUUUGCCAGUGUGAUGAUCUGAAUACUGCCAUCAAACAUUAUUUGAGAGGCGAAGAAGACGACAAUGACUCAACCAAGCAGGAGGAAGAAGGCGAAGAAGAAGAAGAAGAAGGCUCGAAUUAACAUAAUCAAUGAAUCAAGGUAUCAGAUAACAUUCUUUGUUUCAUGGAAUUCCAAAUACAGCAAGAGAGGACAAGUGGAUCACAUCAUGGCAACAAAUAUUAAUUCUUUUCUGUUAAGAGUGUGUUGUGAUGAAUAAGUUUUCUGUAUUCCUACAGGAAGAAGUGUGAAUUGCUUUCAAGUGACAUUAAUGUGUCUUAUGAAUAAAAUUGUAUAUAAUGUACUUAUUUUUUAGAGUA
Arachis stenosperma is the source of this 9383-nucleotide messenger RNA. RefSeq lists its product as uncharacterized. The record is from RefSeq and is a predicted model, not a curated record. Bases 379 to 9147 code for a protein of 2922 amino acids. NCBI's taxonomy places the organism in Eukaryota, Viridiplantae, Streptophyta, Magnoliopsida, Fabales, Fabaceae. Gene Ontology annotation, molecular function: ADP binding. The transcript has 13 exons.